This is a messenger RNA of Juglans microcarpa x Juglans regia, 1527 nucleotides long. Its product is annotated as SNF1-related protein kinase regulatory subunit gamma-1-like. NCBI's taxonomy places the organism in Eukaryota, Viridiplantae, Streptophyta, Magnoliopsida, Fagales, Juglandaceae. The record is from RefSeq and is a predicted model, not a curated record.
GAGGGAGAGAGAUCAAGGGAGAGAGAGAGAGUUAAUAGACAGUUUUAGGGUGAUGGCGGCGAUGGGUGAGAGUCCGAGGAGUGGGUUGUCGAGUCCAGAGGCAAAGCUGGGGAUGCGGGUGGAGGAUCUGUGGGACGUGAUGGAGCCACAGCUCAGUCCCACUGAGAAGCUCAACGCUUGCUUUGAGAGCAUCCUCGUUUCUGCGUUUCCUCCGGCUUCUUCAAAUAUAGUUGAGAUUGGAUCAGAUGCCAGUCUAGCCGAAGCUGUUCAAAUUCUGGCCGAACAUAAAAUUCUUAGCGCACCUGUGGUGGAUGUUGAUGCACCCAAGGACGCCAAUUGGAUGGACAGAUACGUUGGCAUUGUUGAGUUUGCAGGGAUUGUUGUUUGGAUUCUGCAUCAGUCUGAACCACCAUCUCCCAGGAGUCCACUCAGUCCAGCCAGUGGAACUGCCCUUGCAGCAGCAACUAAUGGAUUGAAUCCUGAUCUUGGGUGUCUAGGCCCCGAAUCUGCUGCAACAACUCCAGGAAACUUUUUUGAAGCUCUGACUUCGUCUGAUUUGUAUAAGAACACAAAGGUUCGAGACAUCUCUGGGUCAUUCCGUUGGGCCCCAUUUCUCGCUUUGCAGAAAUCCAAUUCUUUUCUGACCAUGCUCUUGCUGCUUUCGAAGUACAAAUUGAAGAGUCUUCCUGUGGUUGAUUUGGGUGAAGGGAAAAUCGAUAACAUCAUCACACAAUCUGCCGUUAUUCAUAUGCUAGCAGAAUGUGCUGGGCUUCAGUGGUUUGAAAGUUGGGGAACCAAGAAACUAUCGGAGCUUGGUCUUCCCAUGAUGACAUUCGAUCGUGUUAUCAAGGUCUAUGAGGAUGAACCAGUGCUCCAGGCAUUUAAGCUGAUGAGGAAAAAGAGGAUCGGAGGGAUACCUGUUGUUGAAAGUGGAGGUAGCAGGGCAGUGGGUAAUAUAAGCUUAAGAGACGUUCAGUUCCUGCUAACUGCACCAGAGAUCUAUCAUGAUUACAGAUCUAUCACUGCAAAGAACUUCCUGACGGCUGUUAGAAGCUACUUAGAGAAUCAUCAGGAGGUCUCCCCAAUUUUGAGUGGCAUGAUUACUUGCAAAAGGGACAACACAGUUAAAGAAUUAAUUCUCCUACUCGACUCCGAGAAGAUCCACCGGAUAUACGUCGUUGAUGAUGAUGGUAAUCUAGAAGGAGUGAUCACGCUCAGAGACAUCAUCUCAAGGCUUGUACACGAGCGUGGCUACUUUGGCGAUUUCUUUGAUGGUGUUCUCCCCUGCCCCAAAACAGCAGGGUUUAAGAGUUAAUUAAGAAAUAACAUUCUGAUCGUUUCUACCGGUUUGUCAUUUGUGGUUUCUUGGAAACUCGUCUAAUAUGGUGAUAUGGUAACAUAGUCAAGCUCCUGUAACUAAUUUUCUCCAGUUCAGUUGGACAAGUUUUAACCUUUUUUUUUUAGCUGUAUUCAUGAACUUUAUGCGAUCUUUUUGGAUUAUGAUCUAAUAAAUAAAUCCAUUGUCCA